AUGUUUAAAAAGUUUAAUUUUUCAGAAAAUAUUGCUGGACAAUCUCAAUUAAAGUCUUCAGUUCAACGUAACAUUCGUGCGAAACUAAAUGAACUAUACCCUACAAUUGAGUCUGUUCUAGAAGAAUUGAUGCCCAAAAAAACACCUAUUAUCCAAAUUAAGGGUCAUGAUCACAUUAAUUUCCUUUCUGUAAAUGGAGAAAUCCUCUUCUUUCAACACUUUGAUGGACCUUUUCUUCCAACUCUUGCUUUAUUACACAAAUAUCCUGAUAUGCUUCCCAAGUUACAAGUUGAUCGUGGUGCUAUUAAAUUUGUUUUAUCAGGAGCUAAUAUAAUGUGUCCCGGUUUAACAUCCAAAGGUGCACGUAUGGAUGUUGAUUUACCUGCUGGUGCUGUUGCUGCUAUUAUGGCUGAGGGUAAAGAAAACGCCCUUGCUAUCGGAUUACUUAAAAUGAGUACACAAGAAAUAAAAAUGGUCAAUAAGGGGAUUGGUGUAGAAAAUAUUCAUUACUUGACUGAUCCUCUUUAUAAGGAAGUUAUUCAUAUUUAA
Messenger RNA from Cokeromyces recurvatus, 549 nucleotides. RefSeq names its product malignant T cell-amplified sequence 1-like protein. The record is from RefSeq and is a predicted model, not a curated record. The coding region runs from base 1 to 549 and encodes 182 amino acids. Gene Ontology annotation, molecular function: RNA binding. NCBI's taxonomy places the organism in Eukaryota, Fungi, Mucoromycota, Mucoromycetes, Mucorales, Mucoraceae. The transcript is spliced from 5 exons. Gene Ontology annotation, biological process: formation of translation preinitiation complex.